AUGGCUGAGCACCUAAAAACUCAAAUCGAAACCCUGGACCAGUGUAAAAUACUAUGUGAAUUCCGAAGUACUAAGUUUACUAAGCUGAAAGAAAGCAUUAGUCAUCUGUCAACUCAGGUUGUGGAAUUAAAAUUAGACAAUGACAAUCUUCGUGUGAAUAUCUCUAAUCUCAACAAGCGUAUUCAAGACCUUGAAUCUGCAAACAGUUGUCUCCCUACUUCGGCUGGCACUGUCCCAAGCAUUAUCCAAGAGAUCUCCGAGCGUGAGCGAUGCUCUCGGAAUGAUGCACUAUUAAUAUAUAUGAAUAUUUUAUUAUGA
Molecule: messenger RNA, 318 nt
Organism: Macrosiphum euphorbiae (potato aphid)
Lineage: Eukaryota; Metazoa; Arthropoda; Insecta; Hemiptera; Aphididae
Source: the annotation of a GenBank genome assembly